Pseudopodoces humilis (Tibetan ground-tit) is the source of this 2768-nucleotide messenger RNA. RefSeq names its product elongator acetyltransferase complex subunit 2 (gene ELP2). Gene Ontology annotation, biological process: tRNA wobble uridine modification. Gene Ontology annotation, molecular function: protein binding. The record is from RefSeq and is a predicted model, not a curated record. Lineage: Eukaryota; Metazoa; Chordata; Aves; Passeriformes; Paridae. Gene Ontology annotation, cellular component: elongator holoenzyme complex.
AUGGGAGCCGCGCGGGGUCGCGCACGCGGCGGCGGCGAAGAUGGCGGCGCCCGUGUCGCUCUGUCACAUCGCCUGCUGCGCCAACCGGGCGGGCGGCGGCGCCGUGGCCUGGGGCCUCGGCGGCCUCGUCGCCUUCGGCAGCUGCCACGACGUCAUCCUCUACGACCCGGCGGUGAGCUGAUGCGCUCUGGGGUAGGACCGGGACCGGGACCGGGAGCAGGAGCAGUCCCUCACUCUCGGUGCUGUCCGUCUGUCCCGCAGGUGAGGCGGGCGGUCGCCGCCCUCCGCGGCCACACCGGCAGGGUGAACUGCGUGCGGUGGGUCCGCCGGCGGGACCGCGCUUCUGAAACAGCGUUAAUUUCUGGUGGAUCUGAUAAACAACUUAUUCUUUGGGAAUGGAAAGAUACAGUAACAUGGAAUAAUCAGCUUGUGAAAAGCAUUCCUCUCAAAGGCCACACGGAAGCUGUUUUUGCUGUGGAUGCUGUCUACCAGUCAGAUGAAUCUGAUUUAAAUCUGCUGAUAGCUUCUGCAGCCUCUGACUCUACUGUGAGAAUCUGGUCUCGGCAUGGUUCUGAAGCUAAAUGCAUUGAAAUUCUGCAGUUUGGAAAUGGAUUUGUUAUGGAUGUCUGCUUAUCCUUCUUGCCUGGCAGCGAUGUACCAAUACUGGCUUGUGGUGGUGAUGACUGCAAAAUAAGUUUGUUUAUACAGCAGAAUGAUCAGUUUCAGAAAACAUUAAUACUCUCUGGCCAUGAAGAUUGGAUAAGAGGCGUUGAGUGGGCAGUCUGUGGUGAAGACCUUUUCUUAGCAAGCUGUGCUCAGGACUGUUUGAUAAGAAUUUGGAAAGUAUGUACAAAACUAAAGAAACCUUCAGAAGCUGAAGAUGAUUCCAUAAAAUUGAAAGAGAAUGUUUUUACUGUUAAAGAUGGUGACAUGUCAUAUGCAGUUUCUUUGGAGUCUGUGUUGGCUGGUCAUGAAAACUGGGUGUAUGCAGUUCACUGGCAACCUUCAUUUUCCAAAGAUGGCAGCAUGCAACAACCAAUGAGGAUAUUAUCUGCAUCAAUGGACAAAACUGUGAUCAUCUGGGAACCUGAUAAAGAAUCUGGAGUCUGGCUAGAACAGGUACGGGUAGGUGAAGUGGGUGGCAAUACUCUUGGAUUUUUUGACUGCCAGUUUAGUCCAGAUGGUUCAAUGAUCAUUGCUCAUGCUUUUCAUGGAGCACUACACCUUUGGAAACAGUCUACUGUUAAUAAGAAAGAAUGGACUCCAGAAGUUGUGAUUUCAGGACAUUUUAACAGUGUAGAGGAUGUAAAGUGGGAUCCAGAAGGAGAGUUUAUCAUCAGUGUGGGCUUUGAUCAAACUACGAGGCUCUUUGCUCCAUGGAAAAGGAAAGAAGAGAUGGAGGUAACCUGGCAUGAAAUUGCCAGGCCUCAAGUACAUGGAUAUGACCUGCGCUGCCUGGCAAUGAUUGGCCGGUUUGAGUUUGUGACAGGAGCAGAUGAAAAAGUCCUUCGAGUUUUUCGUGCUCCCAAGAAUUUUAUAGAGAAUUUCAGUAACAUCACUGGUAUCCCAAUGGAGAAGCUCUGCUCCCAUGAGUCAUCUGACCUUCCAGAAGGUGCAACUGUGCCAGCUUUGGGAUUAUCCAAUAAAGCUGUUUUUGAAGGAGAUAUGGCCGUUCAACCAGAUGAAGAUGAGGAAUCAUUUAAUACCGUUUCAAAUCAGUAUCCAGAGAUUUAUUUUCAACCCUUGAUCCUUACAGAACCUCCACCAGAGGAUCACUUGCUGCAGAAUACCUUAUGGCCUGAAAUUCAGAAGUUAUAUGGACAUGGAUAUGAAAUUUUUUGUGUUGCUUGCAAUAAUUCAAACACUGUAAUUGCCUCAGCAUGUAAGGCUUCCAAAAAAGAACAUGCAGCAAUUAUUUUAUGGAGCACUACUUCUUGGAAGAAACUGCAGAGUUUGUCUUUUCACAAUCUGACUGUUACUCAGCUGGCAUUUUCUCCUGAUGACAGCUUUCUACUGGCUGUUUCUAGAGACAGGAAUUGGUCACUGUGGAGGAAACAAGAUUCAUCAGAGUCAGGACCAAUCUUCACUUGCUGUGCAUACACAGACAAAAAUACAGCUGUUCACAGUCGAAUCAUUUGGUCCUGUGAUUGGACACCAGACAGCAAGUAUUUUAUUACUGGUAGUCGGGACAAAAAGGUCAUUAUCUGGGGCCAGUGUGAUUUGUCAGUGAUUACUGAAGGGAAUGAGCUGGUUUCAAUCAAGCCUUGUUCAACAAUUCUGGAUGCUGGGGAUUCUGUGACUGCUGUUGGUAUCAGCAGUGUGCUUACUCCUGAUGGAAGAUACAUUGUUGCAGUAGGCUUAGAGAAUGGGAAGAUUAUCUUGUACACAUGGAAGCAAAGUGGGAAAGAACCAACACUGGCUGACUGGACCACAACUGUUGAGAUAGAUAACAGCCAAAGUCAUGCUCUUGCUGUGAAACGCUUAUGUUGGAGACAUCAUGCAGGCAGAGCUGGACAUAAUGAUGAGAACAGCAGCAAGUGGUUACAGCUUGCAAGUUGUGGAGCCGAUCACUGUGUUAAAAUAUUCAAUGUCAACAGAUUUGCUCUUUAGCAAAGACAGCAGGCCUGUUUGUGCCAAACAGAUUCACAGCAUUUUAUUUCAACUUUUAGCCACUUUGAUUAUUGCAUUUUCUGUUUUCUGCUGUGGAAAGUAAAAUAUCUGACAUGUAACAUACUAAAGUAACUUUGGUGGAAGUUGAAAAUGUCAAA